UUGACUGUGCGCGCGCGUGUGUGCGUGCGUGCGUGCGAGUGUGAGCGAGGUGUGCGACGAGCGGCAGAGUCGGCGCCUUCAUGAAGGCAGUCCGUGCGGAGCGUGAGGAGAUCCUCUGACCUCCGCCAUGAGGAGAUCCGCGGGGGGGCUCCAGCUGCACGUCCUGCUGCUUCUCUCCCGCUUACAGGCGACGGGGGCUGCGGGGCCCCUGCGAGACAUAAAUCCUGCAAAUAUUGACUGGAGGAUAAGCAACACGUCCGAUUCCAUCGUCGUGACAUGGGGAAAUCCAAACACGCAGAUCAAGAACAGCUGUUAUGAGAGCGAUUUGCAGUACAAGCGUCAAACUGAUAAUGAAUGGAAGAAUGCUCAGCUGAAGGGCUUCUUUUUCUCACUGCCCAGUCCGGACUGGAGGAAGAAUUAUGCCUUCCGGCUAAGGAUGAAGUAUGCAUGCCUGGAGAAGCAGUGGAGCUCAUGGACACCAGAGAAGCUCUGGAAAAAUGCAACUUUCCCAGGCCCAGACACACCUUCAGACGUCGAUGCCAAUUUUUAUGUCCUAUUACUUCUCAUCCCAUUGACAAUGUUCAUGCUUUAUUGUAUGUUUUCUCAAAAACGGAUGCGAAGAUUGCUGGUUUCUCAGAUCCCAGACCCAAAGCACACCUUCGAUGAUCUCCUCAACAUGGAACAGUCCCAGUGGUGGCCCAGCCUGGAGAACCCGUGCGGCGACUGCGUGACAGUGGAGCUGGAGGUUGUCUGUAUGGAGAAAGAGGAGGAGGAGGAGGUGGACAAGGAGGACACCAUCUCCACUGAGCCUCAUCCAAGUGAGCAGAUCACUGAGACUCUGAGCAAUGGCCACGGUGACGCAGGGGGAAGCACCUGUCCCCCAACAGACUUCAAUCCCAUCCGGGAAGACAGUCCCUACGUGUACCUGUGAGCAAACAGAAAAGAACAGGAUGGCCUUCGUGAGCCACACUUGUAGCGCAGAGAGGGGUGAGCCGAGGUGAAUUCGGACCCGCAUCCCUUGCUCUUCACAAGAUGCCCUUUGCACGCCGUUAGUUCUCACAUAACUGUAAUAUCUGUAUAAACUUAGAAACACUUUCUGAAUGUCUAUUAAUUUAUAGUUGAACUGUCACAUGAAUUAUUUAUUUUUACACUCAUGCAAAUUAUGCAUGAAUGAUAUUUUUAGAGUUCUGAUAAUGAACUUUAUUUCAGGAUGUUCACACUAACUACACAUGGUAACCCAGAUCAGGAACUCCAGGUUAAAUACACACACACACACACUUUCUGAACCACUUAUCCCAUACGGGGUUGCGGGGAGCC
This is a messenger RNA of Scleropages formosus (Asian bonytongue), 1317 nucleotides long. RefSeq names its product cytokine receptor like factor 2 (gene crlf2). Gene Ontology annotation, molecular function: protein binding; cytokine receptor activity. Lineage: Eukaryota; Metazoa; Chordata; Actinopteri; Osteoglossiformes; Osteoglossidae. The coding region runs from base 128 to 931 and encodes 267 amino acids. The record is from RefSeq and is a predicted model, not a curated record. Gene Ontology annotation, biological process: cytokine-mediated signaling pathway. Gene Ontology annotation, cellular component: external side of plasma membrane. The transcript is spliced from 6 exons.